Liolophura sinensis is the source of this 647-nucleotide messenger RNA. RefSeq names its product transcription factor Adf-1-like. The record is from RefSeq and is a predicted model, not a curated record. Bases 220 to 576 code for a protein of 118 amino acids. The transcript has 2 exons. Lineage: Eukaryota; Metazoa; Mollusca; Polyplacophora; Chitonida; Chitonidae.
UUGCUCAAUAUGUCCAGCAAUGUGUAGCAAUAUUGCACACUACCCGUUCUUGCGCCGUGUGAGGGCUCUUUUCGAGAUCUUGCGACGACUUGAGGCAAUGUUGCUGGGAAUAGAGCAUGGUCCUAUUAUCCAGCAAGUUUAUAGUACAUGAAAAAACACAUGUUCGCAUAUGUCAAGUUCAGUCGAUCCCAAUUUCAUUCCAGAUAAAAGAGGUGAAUUAUGCCUGGUCAGUGGUCAACCGAGGAGAUAAAGCAGUUGAUUUGUGAGGUGGAGGAACGACCGACACUGUGGAAUGUAUUGGUAGACGAAUAUAGAGACCGGGUGAAAAAAUCUGACUCGUGGAAACAAGUGGCGGAAGCUUUAAACAAGGAACAAUGCGAGGUGGAAAAGAAGUUCCACACGCUGAGGACUCAGUAUGCCGCUGAGGUUAAGGCCGAAGAAAAAAGGAAGUCCGGGUCCGAGGGUGUUGUAAAGAAGAGUAAGUGGCAGUACAUGGAGGCGUUGUCGUUUCUCGGCGCGGGGAUGAAAAAACGGCAAGGAUCUUCCUCAGAGGUAGGUCCACUUUACGCAUGUUGAUACUGCCAGGACACUUCACCAACAGGAGUCAUGAAAUACUCUCCAAACUCGCGUUGAAUCUCUCUCGCGGA